UUUCUUCAGAAGACAAAGUCCCGCGCAGAGGUUGAUUACCUUGUGUCUCGAAGAUUUUUUAACUGUUGGAAGCGUUACGAGGGGCAGAUAACAAUCGGAGUAUCCUUCGACGAGAUUUUUUGUCGGUCGAUUCUUUUAUAAGAAAUCAAAACAUCAAUGAAUUUUGUUUCCAGUCGUAAAUCGGGAUAAUGCGUUCUUCUGUUCAACACUAAUCUCUGACAAAAUCAUAUCGUUGAUUUCGGGUGGCGUUUAUUCUUCGAUUCGAGAUGUUUUUGCAGAAUUUGUCUACAUCAAUAUGGGUGAUGAUACUGUUGACAACCAAAGUUUCCCUAGCAAUACCCGACGACGAAUUCAGUGAUAGCGUGGAUGGCGAUCAGUCAAGGAAAAUUUUGGGAUCAAGUGUUGUGACUUCCGUGUCGGUGAUAAUGGAUAAUGGCAAUGGAUCCAAAACCGUAUACACUGAUGCACUAGGUAAACCCGUAGGAAAACCUCCAGCUCAUGCCGAUUUGGCAAGUCCAAUCAACCUUCUGAAUCCAGAUCGAUACGAAUUCUAUACUUUCGAUGAUAACGGCAAUCUGGUCAGGCGACUAAUGUCUUUGGAAGAAAUCAAGACGAUCAUAGCAACUGGGGACAGCGAUGGACUUGAGUUCGAUUCGAUGAUUUCUGAAAGUUAUAUUCCCGAAAAAAAGGUGAAAGAUGUCCUUACUAACGUUCAAGAUGUUCUCAAGGAAGAAAUGGAACUCCACAAAAAUAAACUAGGAACCAAUACCAUAUUCGACACUCCAGAUGUUUCCGACUCGUGGAGCAUGAUACUACCAGCUGUAUUCGGAAACUCCGGCGCUGAUAUCAAGCCAGAAAAACCUAUCGUGCAUAUUACCCCUGAUACUAUUACGAUAGAAACACAGGAUAAUGUUCAAUCCACUAUGAAACCAACAACUUCAACUUUAAAACUCGAUGAAACUACAGUUUCGGCAACACCUCUGUCAGUAGACUUAUUUUCCACAACAUACUCACCAGUAGUUCAGCAAAAGAAUACGGUGACCACCAGCAAUGAUAUAAAACACAGUACUACUGAUCUCAUUAGCACAGAUAAAGUUUCAUCGACUAUUAAAACUGUAGUUAACAAUCCAACAAUUUCCUCAAAUCCUCCUCAGAAGCAGAUACCGACCCAAAUAACUGAUAAUCCACAAGUGAUGGUAAAUCAGGAAAAAUAUGCGUCUGUGACAUCAUCGCCGAACAAUGAUAUCUCUCAAACUACUAUAUCUAUGGAGAAAACAGAAACCGAAACGGUAACUUCUGAUUCUCAAACUCCAUCUCCCACUGAUUCCAAUACUGAACUACCGGACAAUGCCCAAUUCUCAACCUGGACUCCCAGUUUAUCCACUGUUCUAGAAACUAAGGAAGUAAUAAUGCCACUCUCAACCUGGAGGCCAGAUUUAUCCAACAACCAAGAUGGUACUUCUUCCUCAAGUAGUGUCAUGUCUUCAACCUUCACAACAAUUGAGCCUGCAUCCACUUCAAACAAAACCGAGUUGAUGUCUUCGCAGAGUUCAAGAACAACUGUCCCAGAAACAACUUUCCCAUCGACAACUCCUUUCUUUAAAGCUGAAAGUGAAACUAACAAAUGGCAAACUGUAGAAGAAACUACUCAAGAAAUACUAACAACACCUCUCCAAGUUUUUCAAACCAAUGAAAAUAACAAUAAUUCGAAUAACCUACAAUCUAUCCAACUUGAACUUUCUACAAAAUUUUUUGAAGCACAAACUGAAUCUCCGAAGGAGCAGCAAGAUGCUGAAAUGUCGGAAAGGACUACUUUGGAAAAAUUACUCACAACUGAUAUGAGCAAUAAUAUUGAUCGUUCUACAACUGACCCAACAUUUAUUGGAAGUUUACAAGAACUUCUUUCUCAAACGCUCAACGAUGUUGGUGGCCUGGUAUCUAGUAUGAAUGAUACACUGGAAAUGCCAAGCCCUGAAAAUAUAACUAAAAUACAAAGUAUGGCUAAACUGGAAAAUGAAAUUCCCCUUGACCCCAUUGAUCCUGCAGCAAAUUUGGCCAUUCCUAGUUCUAGUUCCCCGUCUGUUGAAUCCAAUACCAACAUUUUCAGUAGUACUAUAUCAACAUCUGAAACAGACUUAUCUUCGACUACUUUCUCCGACCAAAAUACAGAGGUUGUGAAAAACCAAACUCUGGAAACUUCUGGUACCAAGGUAGAAUUAGACAAGCCCAUUCUUAUGAAUAAUACGGUACCAAAUUCAAAAGAAAACAUUAAAAGUUCUGAUUCUCAACAAGCUGUGAACAACACUGGUCCAAUUAAGAAUACUAAGAAUGAAAUUGGAGCAGAAACGACGACGACGACGACGGUGAUGAUAACUCAAGAUACCACUGUGGGUGUAACAACUAGCGUAGAAACUUCUGCUCCAGAAGAUAACACCUCGGAACCACCAGUGACAACUGAAUCUGAAGGGAAGACUGAAAUUACUACGGAAAUUCAUGAAGUAGGAACUGUUCACGCACCAGGUACGUCUUCAGCUGGAGCAACUGACCAUCCUACAGUGGAAAUAAUCAUCAGUGAAAAGAAAACGAAUACGUCCAGUGAGAAAACAGAAAAACACGAAAAUGUUACUGAUAAAAAGGUCAUGAAAUCAAAUGAUACACAAACAAAUAUUACAGUCAUCAAUAAGUUCGGAGAAAAUGAAAUCGAUACAAGCACUGUAGUUCCAAAUUCAAAUGAAAAUAUCAUUGACCAAACAACAGUAUCAUCCUAUGUAAGUGAGUAUCAAACCACUGAAAAAAGUAUCAAAAAUACCAAUAAUACAUUAGGUAAUGACACUAUCAGUAGUGGUAAUAAAACAAGUCUUCAAAAAGAAAAUAUUCCAGGUAUGAACACAUCCGCUUCUUCACACAUACCAAACUUUUCUACAACGGAAAAAAUAGCUAACAAUGAUUCGAAUAAUACUACAAAUGAUAUAACCAAAGAUAAAAAUAUCGUCGUUCUUACUGUAAAUACAAGUAACAUAUCUUCAGAAGGCGAUUCAUCAAAUGAGAGCAACAGCCAGCUCUCAAAUCAAGGAGCCAACAGCGAAGAUCUAAAGAAACAAGCAAUGAAACAACCAGAUGCUGAUGAUGCCUGGACCCUCGUUUCGAUCAUAACUCCCCAUCCCAGUGUAAUAUCCCCUCAAAAAGUGCAACAGCCCCAACAAAGCUAUGCAGACUUUAUUGCACCCUCGACACCAAUAGAUCUGAAAGCAAAACCUCUGCAAGGUUUCGGUUUGGAAGACACUACCACGUCACUAGACACUGAUAUAUUCCAAUUCACUCAGCUUUGCAACGAAUUAGCGUUCGACUUCUGGAAAACUGCUACCAAUGAACUGAGUUCUGCAAGGAGUGUUUUCCUGUCUCCCUUCGGAGCCAUGUCAUUACUAGCUAUGAUAUUCCUAGGUGCUAGAGGGUCUACUUCUGGGGAAAUGAACGAAAUAUUGAAACUUGACGACAUGGUGACCUUCAACCCUCAUUUGAUAUUCAAGGAUGUUAGUGAAUCUAUCACAACGGAUAAACCCAACUCCGGAGUAGUUAGUUCAGCUAUCGUCAGGGAGCUGUUCAGCGAUAAAAUGAAAGGAAAAUUGCUACCGUUCUACAAGGAAAGGGCCAAGGCGUUUUACGAUGGAUUUGUCGAAGAUGUCAACUUCAACGAAAUAGGUGAUGUUAUUAGGAGAAGAACCAACCUGCAGGUGAAGAAGUAUACUAAGGGAAAGAUCAGGGAGUUCCUCAAGGACGCUUCCAUUAGCGCUCGGUCCCCAUUAGCAGGAGUUAGCGUCAACAUUUUCCAAACGGAUUGUGCCAAAACUUCAACAGAAGGCCGCGAUGGGGAACUACACUUUGUGGUGUUACCUUCAAUUCGACAAAGGAGACUAGUUCCCAUACCAGCAGCUGUCUACAAGUCUGGAUUUUUAGCCGGAUACGAGCCCAGUUUAGAUGUCACAGCUGUCUCGAUAGGCACCAAGGAUCAGAUAACAAGCACUAUCUUCGUAAUACCCGGACAGCAAGGAAUGCCCGCCCCUGGAGAUGGUCUGGCGAGGCUUGAAAAAAGUCUGGUGGAGAGUUCCUUCAAGAAAGGCGCCUGGUCAAGACUUCUGAGGUCACUAAUUCCGAGAGAAGGUUUAGAAGUUCAAAUACCUCGAAUCGGACACCGAUCGAUAAUAAAUGCAACAUCCGCUCUCAAGAGAAUGGGAAUGCGAGAAUUAUUUAAUAAACAACGAGCUGAUCUGAGCGGCAUGAAUGGCAUUCCCAAUGAAUUGUUCCUGUCCGAUUUACUGCAAGUUAAUAGUUUUUCAACCUGCGGGGAUGUGGGAGCAGGAGAUAAGCAUCAUUUCGAAAUAUAUCCGGCAGAAUCUAAUAGGCAAAGAAGGUUUUUGUCUUACGAUGGCCAUGAGGACAUUUAUUCAAACGAUGAGACAUUAGACAGUAACCAAGGGGACUUCAUCGACCCAUUAUACACGCCUCGUUUCCUAGAUCUGCCCUUACCAGCAAGGCCAAGGCAAGCAAGAGUGCCAGAUACACCAAGACUGAAAUUCGACAGGCCGUUCCUUUACUUCGUGAGGCACAAUCCAACUGGACUCAUUUUACAUAUAGGGAGAUUCAAUCCAAGAUUACUGCCAUGAAGACAUAAAGCAACUAAUUUCAUCGACCACCUUACUGUAUUAAUUAAGAGUCUCUGAAUAAUGUUUAGUAAGACGUUUUGACUGUGAGGGUAUCUCAUGAACUCAGUUCCAAGGAUGUCUCCGUUACCAGUUCCCGUAUUUAUUCUUGUAAUUCAUCUCCUAGAAUAUUUAUUUCUGGACGUCGAGGUACUUUCAGUAUUUAUUCUAGAUAGUUUGGGAAAAAUAUAAUUCGUCCGCUACCAAGAUGAAAGUGAAAUUUAAAAUAAUUUCCACUUCCAAAUAAACAUUUUCUUGUGAAUGUGAUUCACCAAACUUGCUACAAUGGAAGGUUUACAAAUUUCUAUUUGCAAUGAUAGCGAAGGAAAUAUAUGAAAAUGAACAUUUUUUAAAUGAUUUGUCAUGUGAUAUUUUUGUUUUGUUCAAACCUUAUUCUACCUGUUUUGAACUGUCAUUCGAAGUUUUCAAAAAUCUUUCCAUAAUUGUGAUGCACUGUUUGGAACCUUUGGUGUAGUAAUGAAUAUUAAUGGAGU
This is a messenger RNA of Leptinotarsa decemlineata (Colorado potato beetle), 5191 nucleotides long. RefSeq lists its product as uncharacterized. The record is from RefSeq and is a predicted model, not a curated record. Lineage: Eukaryota; Metazoa; Arthropoda; Insecta; Coleoptera; Chrysomelidae. Gene Ontology annotation, molecular function: serine-type endopeptidase inhibitor activity.